Molecule: messenger RNA, 546 nt
Organism: Mitosporidium daphniae
Lineage: Eukaryota; Fungi; Microsporidia
Product: RNA pyrophosphohydrolase
Exons: 1
Coding region: 1-546 (181 amino acids)
Source: RefSeq, a predicted model, not a curated record
AUGACUACGCCCCCCUCCUCUUUGCCAUAUCGUCCCAACGUGCUUGCCGUUUUUUUCAAGACAAUUGCAAAUUGCGAGCGAUGCAUGAAAAUUCCAAAAAACACUUUGCUUGACAAAUGCGACCUUGUUGAUGCCCAUUGUCGCGUGCUCGUUGGCCUGCGGAGUGACAAACGAGGCUGGCAAUUUCCUCAGGGUGGUAUUGAUUUCCCCACGGAUGCCACCCCGAAGGAUGCUCUCUUGCGCGAAAUUAAGGAAGAGCUUGGCCUGGACCCGGCUGACUAUGAAAUCAAACAUAUGCUUGGUCAGCCCAUCUACUAUGAAUUUGAUCCCUCAAAUGUGAAUCGGUUUCUCAAGCUAUUCAGAGGCCAGGAGCAAUUCUGGUUUGCAUGCCUGCUAAAUUCGCCACACCUACCGGACCUCUCCAAAGCUACAGACGACGAGUUUAUUGACGUCAAAUGGGUUUCCCCCUCCCAGGCUCUCGACGGAAUUGUUCCCUUCAAAAGGGCGGCAUAUGUGGAGGGGCUGACUCAGCUGGGCCUCUUGUAA